AUGCCGAUCAUUGAUGGUGAGAAGUAUGCUUGCCAGUCCUGCAUCAAGGGCCACCGCGUGAGCGGCUGCAACCACACUGAUCGCGAAUUACACCACAUCAACCCCAAGGGUCGCCCAGUCAAGCAAUGCGAGCACUGUCGUGGCGCCCGCAAGUCCAAAUCCCACCACGCCAAAUGUGAAUGCGGCGACCGCAAAGACAAGCACAAAGACAAGGGCGAUUCGAAGGGUGAGCAGCCAGUUGACGAGGGCACCGGCGAGAUUUCUAAUCCUGCCACAGUCCACGACAACCACUGCGGCUGCCACUCUGGAGCUAAAUGCAUAUGCGGCAUCAAGAAAGAGCCGGCUGACCUGAGACUCGACACCAGCAAGCAGACCCUGCACGAUGUGCGAGCGAGGCCCAAGGUCACCGCAACCCACUCCGAGAGCAACCUGACUGUUUUUGCGAACGGCCAUCACCGACCAUGCCACCGCAAUAACAACACGGCCCAUAUCUCAGGAGCGCCUUAUAAGAUUCCGCGCCCACAUACCCUCCAUGGCUCGGCCUUCGAGCAGUACAUGAAGACGUCAUCUUAUAGCCAGCCAGAAGCUCCUGCUCAGCGUUCUGCGGACACUUUCUCACUAUCAAAUCGCGACUUCUAUACCAUGUUGGGCGCCGCUCCACAAAUCGACGCUCUGCCGUUGACACCCAUCAGUGGCAGUCUCGACACAAGCAAUUAUCAGGAGUCCAUUUUUGCCAACCGAAGCGCAGCUUUCCCACAAGAGAAUUGUUCUCCGACAGAGACGCACUUGACGGAUGCAAUCGGGGCACCGCAAUGGCCUUGGUCGAACAGCCUUGCUUCUGUCACUCCUAACUUCGGCUACGGAAGCCUAUCGACCUCACCUUCGCAAGACUGUCUCUCUAAUCUCGAUACCGAGUGGCCCAUUCCCUCUGCUGGCUUGACUCAUCCUACGUGGUCCGCUGGAGACCUACCUUUGGAUACUAGCAACCUUGCCGACUCUGUAGUGCAACCCAUCUCUCACAGCGGUGAAUCCAAGCACAGCGCCCCUGAGCUUUCAACCUCAUCAUCCCCAUCCGAGAUUGGAGAGCAGAGCUUGUUCUCUGAUAUUGGACCUGCCUCCGCUGUAAGUGAGACGCUGUUCUGGGAAGACAAGAUGCCCGUCUAUCGUCCGACGCUGCCCAACGAGGUUCGCCCGCCGACCUCAGCUCCUCAGUACUCUGCUUCCGAAACUCAAGGACUAGAGCUCGAUUUGUCAAAAGCUUUAAGCUCUGUAGCGCCCAUGCCAACAUCCACCGUUGGCGACGUGUAUGCUGAGACACCAGCCAUUGCUAUGCCCAAUCCCAUUGAUGAAGUCGCCUCUAAUGACCCUUGGGCGUUCGAUCAAACCAACUUGGCCUUUACUGGGUUCGAUACCUUUGACAUACCUUCUACAUUUCCAAACUGGAUCUAG
Messenger RNA from Didymosphaeria variabile, 1449 nucleotides. RefSeq names its product transcriptional activator haa1 (gene HAA1). The record is from RefSeq and is a predicted model, not a curated record. Gene Ontology annotation, molecular function: RNA polymerase II cis-regulatory region sequence-specific DNA binding; DNA-binding transcription factor activity, RNA polymerase II-specific; copper ion binding. Gene Ontology annotation, cellular component: nucleus. Bases 1 to 1449 code for a protein of 482 amino acids. Gene Ontology annotation, biological process: positive regulation of transcription by RNA polymerase II; intracellular iron ion homeostasis; intracellular copper ion homeostasis. The transcript has 2 exons. Lineage: Eukaryota; Fungi; Ascomycota; Dothideomycetes; Pleosporales; Didymosphaeriaceae.